This is a messenger RNA of Abrus precatorius (Indian licorice), 1394 nucleotides long. RefSeq lists its product as uncharacterized. The record is from RefSeq and is a predicted model, not a curated record. The transcript is spliced from 2 exons. Bases 168 to 1127 code for a protein of 319 amino acids. Lineage: Eukaryota; Viridiplantae; Streptophyta; Magnoliopsida; Fabales; Fabaceae.
GCAGUGCGUAUUAUCACGGGUUUUACGUUUCGCUCGCAGCUGAAAUGAACUCAUUCUGCCACUCUCGAUUUCUAAACAUCGAUUAGUCGCAGCUAUUAUUCCUUUGCAUUCGUUUUUCGUUAGCAUCCACGAAAAUCUGGCACUUCAUCCUGAGAAAUUUGGAAUGAAUGGAGAUGAGGAUCUCUGCAACAACCAAUUCCGGCAUGAUUAGAUUCAGCGGUGUUCUCCACACAGCAUUUGUAUCACCAUCGCCCAGGAGGAGAAAGUAUGCAAAAGGAAUUCUAAGAGAUCUUACCAUAUGUGCCUCACCAUUGAUUUCUUUGACUGAUCCUAUCAUUGUUCGGUCCCCCUCAUUUCAAGUACUUGCUUCCAACCUUUCGCUGGCUGAUGUCCCACAACGGUCAGAUGAGUGGUUUGCCCUUCGCAAGGACAAGCUAACUACAAGCACAUUCAGCACUGCAUUGGGCUUUUGGAAAGGGAGCCGUCGGCUUGAAUUGUGGCAUGAGAAAGUGUUUGCAUCAGAGGCACAAAUAGUGGAAGCUUCUAAAAAGAAUGCCAUGGCGUGGGGAGUACUCAAUGAAUCUGCAGCAAUAGAACAGUACAAAAAGAUCACAGGACAUGAGGUGAACACAAUGGGGUUUGCAGUUCAUUCAAAGCAGUCUUAUGAUUGGCUUGGUGCUUCUCCUGAUGGUGUUCUUGGGUGCUUCCCAGAAGUUGGGGUAUUGGAAGUCAAGUGUCCUUAUAAUAGGGGCAAGCCUGAGGCGGGCUUGCCAUGGUCGACCAUGCCUUUCUAUUACAUGCCUCAGGUGCAGGGUCAAAUGGAGAUAAUGAAUUGUGAGUGGGUUGAUUUGUAUUGCUGGACUCCAAAUGGAAGCACCAUAUUUCGUGUGCUCCGGGAACGUGGGUAUUGGAAUUUGAUACAUGAGAUUCUGCGAGAGUUUUGGUGGGAAAAUGUGGUUCCAGCUAGGGAAGCUCUGCUGUUGGGUUGUGAAGAACAGGUGAAGUCAUAUAAGCCUGCAUCUACCCACAAAAAGACAGGAUUAGCAAUUGCUAAAAGCAUUAAGUUGGCUAGUGAAACAAAGCUACUAUGUAGAGAACUUGCAGGUCAUGUUGAAUUUUAUAGCUGAUUGAAGUUCACAAGUAGUAGGUUAGGCAACUGAUUCAUUUUUUAUAACAUUUUCUUGUCCAAUUGUAUGUGUUAGUUGCUUUUUAAGAUGAGUUUGCUGCUUAAGCUGGAGAGAAAUUCUAAGUACUGCCUUUGAUGCCCUAUUUAUUUCUUCAAAGCAAACAGCAUUUGUGUAACACUGCAGUGCUCUUUAAAUGUGCUAGCAUGAAAUUUUCAUGAUGUUGUUGUUUUUCAGAUAUUUGUUUGUUUAUUUAUUGUUUUUAUCUUU